AUGGCUGCUGUUGAUAUGGCUGCAGAUGGUAUGGCUGCUGUUGAUAUGGCUGCAGAUGAUACAGCUGCUGAUGUAUUCGCCGCUGAUGGUAUGGAUGUUGAUGGUAUGGCUGUUGAUGGUAUGGAUGUUGAUGUUAUGUCUGUUGAUGGUAUGGAUGUUGAUGGUAUGGCUGUUGAUGGUAUGGCUGUUGAUGGUAUGUCUGUUGAUGUUAUGGCUGCUGUUGAUAUGGCUGCAGAUGGUACAGCUGCUAUUGGUAUAGCUCAUGAUAUAUCUGAUGAUGUUGCCAAUGGUAUAGUUGCUGAUAGGUCUGUUGAUGGUAUGGCUGUUGAUGGUAUAGCUGCUGAUGGCAUGGCUGCGUUUGUUGGUUUGGUUGAUGAUGGAAUGUCUGUUGAUGGUAUGGAUGUUGAUGGUAUGUCUGUUAAUGGUAUGGCUACUAAUGGUAUAGCUGCUGAUGGUAUGGCUGUUGAUGGUAUAGCUGCUGAUGGCAUGGCUGCGUUUGUUGGUUUGGUUGUUGAUGGUAUGACUGCUGAAAAUAGAUGUGUAGAUGUUAUUGGUUUGGCUGCUGCUGAUGUAAUUAAUGAUGAUGUGGUUGCUGUUGAUAGUUUUCGCUGCUGA
Molecule: messenger RNA, 615 nt
Organism: Physella acuta
Lineage: Eukaryota; Metazoa; Mollusca; Gastropoda; Physidae
Source: RefSeq, a predicted model, not a curated record